Culicoides brevitarsis is the source of this 862-nucleotide messenger RNA. RefSeq names its product translin (gene trsn). Gene Ontology annotation, molecular function: sequence-specific DNA binding; RNA binding; single-stranded DNA binding. The coding region runs from base 86 to 769 and encodes 227 amino acids. The record is from RefSeq and is a predicted model, not a curated record. Gene Ontology annotation, biological process: RNA metabolic process. The transcript has 2 exons. NCBI's taxonomy places the organism in Eukaryota, Metazoa, Arthropoda, Insecta, Diptera, Ceratopogonidae. Gene Ontology annotation, cellular component: nucleus; cytoplasm.
GAAACGUCAAACGAACCAAAAUUCAAACAUUGCCGGCAUUUGUUUUGAUUUUUGCUGCAAUAAAAAGACGAAUUUUUGCUGAAAAAUGGCUCAUUGGCGUGCAGAAGAAGUAUUUGAUGCUUUUAACGUGUACAUGAACAAAGAACAAGAAGUUCGUGAACAAAUCCGUGAAUGCGUCAAAGAACUCGAUACGCUGAGCAAACAAACAGUAACCAAAUUACAAAUAAUUCAUGCAGAUGUUAAACAAAUCCCGGAUGCCUGUAAACAAGCUCACGAGCAUUUUUCUCGUUUCAAAGAAAUUUACGCGAAAUUAGCAGCUCUCGUGCCUCAAGGACAAUAUUAUCGCUACAACGAUCAUUGGCAUUUUGUUACGCAGCGAAUUGUGUUUUUAAUUGCUCUCGUGCAAUUUUUGGAAAAGGAAGAACUCGUGACACGCGAAGUUGUUGGCGAAAUUUUGGGCAUUAAAGUUUACAACGAAGACGGUUUCCAUCUCGAUGUCGAAGAUUAUUUGUUCGGAUUGUUGAAUCUCGCGACAGAAUUGAGUCGAUUUGCAGUAAAUGCCGUCAUUGCGGAAGAUUUUGAACGUCCCUUGAAGAUUUCCAAGUUUGUGGGAGAACUUAAUUCGGGAUUUCGCUUGUUGAAUCUCAAAAAUGACGGAUUACGGAAGCGAUUUGACGUGCUGAAGUAUGACGUGAAGAAGAUUGAGGAAGUUGUGUACGAUAUUUCGAUUCGAGGAUUGAAAAAUGAGGCAGCAAAAACGAAUAAUUGAAGAUUUUUGUACUUUUUUGAUCCGUUUUGGGAUGAAAACAUGAAAAUAAGACAUUAGUGAUGUAAAAAAAAUAAUUUUUUUUUUGAAAUUCUA